Suillus subalutaceus is the source of this 450-nucleotide messenger RNA. RefSeq lists its product as uncharacterized. Lineage: Eukaryota; Fungi; Basidiomycota; Agaricomycetes; Boletales; Suillaceae. Gene Ontology annotation, cellular component: nucleus. Gene Ontology annotation, molecular function: DNA-binding transcription factor activity, RNA polymerase II-specific; RNA polymerase II cis-regulatory region sequence-specific DNA binding. The coding region runs from base 1 to 450 and encodes 149 amino acids. The transcript has 3 exons. Gene Ontology annotation, biological process: regulation of transcription by RNA polymerase II. The record is from RefSeq and is a predicted model, not a curated record.
AUGGCGAGCCAGAUCUCUGUCACAAAGCAAACUGUGACUAGUGAGCGCACGGCUGGCGCCAGCCACCGGCGCCGCAAGCAGGAUGCCAACUUCCUGUGCCCAGUGCCUGGGUGUGGCAGCACGUUUACGAGGAGCUUCAAUCUGAAAGGUCAUAUGCGUUCACACAACGAAGAGCGGCCAUUCCAGUGCAAGUGGCCCGGAUGCGGCAAAGGGUUCGCAAGGCAGCACGAUUGCAAGCGACAUGAACAGCUUCAUUCGAAUUAUCGUCCUUUCACGUGCGAAGGCUGCAAUAAGACCUUUGCGCGAAUGGAUGCCCUGAACAGACAUUUGCGUUCUGAGGGCGGUGCUGACUGUCAGAGAGUUCUCGAUGCUGCAAAGCAAGAGCCUGAUCGUGGUCCUGUACCCAAGACCGAGGAAAAUGGGUGGACUAGCAUGAGUGUUAUGGUAUAA